This is a messenger RNA of Corvus hawaiiensis (hawaiian crow), 744 nucleotides long. RefSeq lists its product as uncharacterized. Lineage: Eukaryota; Metazoa; Chordata; Aves; Passeriformes; Corvidae. Bases 1 to 744 code for a protein of 247 amino acids. The transcript has 4 exons. The record is from RefSeq and is a predicted model, not a curated record.
AUGGCGGGCAGAUUCCGUCGCCUGUUCAAAGUGCUCAGGAGGAAAAAAGGCCCUGGAGCUGCCCCAGCACAACAGCCCGAAGAGCUGGAGCAGUUCCAGCCACGGCAGGAUGGGCUGGGCUGCGUUCUCCGGCCUCUCCUGCAGCCCCUCAGCUCUGGCUGCGCUCGCUCUUUGCCAGAUGCAGCCCUGGACCGGACACAAGAGCAGGACCGUGCCCACGGCCGCUUCCGGAGAACAGUGCAGAUGUUCCGGAAGUUCAUGUGCAUUCGGCGUGGAAAGACCAGCACCACAGCAACUGAGGGCACAGCUGAGCCUGACUCUGGGCUGACCGAGCUCCAGGCAGAGCCUGAUGUCAGCACAGAUAUCACUGCACCCUCAGAAGACUCUGACAGUCCAAUGAAUGAUCACACAGCGAAGACUGACAGGGCAGUGACUGAGGACAUGGCCAUCACAAACACUGACACCGGAGAGACUCAGGGCAUCCCAAAUACUGACACUAUGCCCAUUCCCACUGGGAUUCAUGCUCCCAAACUGGAUUUUUUUGAAGAGAGUGCUGCUUCUCCUCAGCAGCAGGUGCCAGCCAUGGUGAGGAACAUUCACCAGAGACUCGGGUCCCAUGUCACUGUGGAUGCCUGGCUGCAAAUUGACAUUCUGAGGCUGGCUGAAGAGCACCCCGCUGAUGUGGUGCUGACCCUCCUGCGCUGUGCCCCAUCGUGUGACAGGUACGGGGCCCAGCUGCCUUGA